AUGGCAUCACCAGUCAAGUUUGAUAUUCCGGCUUCCGCUCGUUCAUUCACCUACUUUUCGCAUUUGCCGCCCGAAAUCCGAGAGCAAAUAUGGGAGGAUGCCAUCUUCGAACCUGGCAUGCAUUUCCUACGUUUGAGGACUGCGGCUCGAAUCAUUCAUUUUCCCUCACCGAUGCCGCCAGGAUCAUUCGAUGACCAAGAUCCAAAGAACGAAGACGAUGUCCUUCUCGACUUUGCACGAGAGGUGGUACCUAAGAGGGUCUGGCCCGCCAUCCUAGAGCCCCGAUACCCGAUACCCCAAGCCAACAUCUCCAACUACGUCUCCGUCAAUCACGUCCUCAACAAGUUGUCGGCUACUUGCUUCGAGGCAGCCAAAGUCGUUCGUCGUCUAACCAAUGCACCUGGUGGCUUGAAGCUAAAGGACGGUUGCGUCGUCUCGCUCGGCGGCUCCUCUGACGUGGUCUGCCUCGAGUACUUGUCCGCCGACGAUUUUCGAAGCUGGUGUCGCAUGUCUCAAUCAAUCAGAUGCAAUGAACUUGCUAAUAUCCGCCACGUCGCCAUCCCUUACUGCCACGCGUGGGAAACCAGUGUCAGCGGUUUUCGGUGCGGCCACUGCGGCACCCGUUACUCUGGCCAUGCGACCAAGGUCUACCCUGUCCACCUCUACGAAUUUCUUGCCCAGUGUUUGCCGAACCUAGAGACAUUUUACUUCAUUGACUAUCUUAUAGUCGAGAAGAACGCGAGCCUCAAAUGGCCAGAGAACGCCCCGGAUCAAGCCACUGCCCCGCCGUCAGAUAUUGAACCCCAAGAGUCUACUACCCUUGAGCCGUCUAAGAAGCGUACAAAGGAAGAUGCUGCUAACGGUCGAUUAUCGCCGAACAAAGUGGCUGACUUGUUCGAGACAUUGGAAGUGACCAACAACACAAAGCGAGAGACCGAAUCCUCAAGCACAGAUCCGACGGCGAAGAUUGCACGACAGGGUUUCAAAUGUGAAGGCAGAGUCUUUUAUGAACCAAACGAUCACUGGGAUGUCAAGUCUAGAGUAGUCGACACCAUAUCCUGGCUACAGGAGAGGUUCAUUCUCUACGCCACCCAAAGCAAGAACAGCAAGCAUACACACCCCAGGAGGGUCCAAUUCAAGGUUCUGGCAUGCAAAUGGAAUGAGAGGGAAUCUGAUCCACAGUCGAAGCUGAAAAGAGCUUCACUUUCUGCCAAAAAAGCCUCGGCAAAGAAGCCGCGAUCACAAUGCUGCUCCAAGCAAGAUGUGCCAUCGGUUCAGGAUCACAAGGCCCCUUUGGCUUCCCCAUCGUCGCCAUCACUUUCCAUCCCUGACGACGGUUUCGAUUACGUUUUUGGAAGAGAAGAUGGGUGUAACUUUGGCUUCAGCCAAGCCUCUGGAUUGUAA
Colletotrichum godetiae is the source of this 1404-nucleotide messenger RNA. RefSeq lists its product as uncharacterized. The coding region runs from base 1 to 1404 and encodes 467 amino acids. The transcript is spliced from 2 exons. The record is from RefSeq and is a predicted model, not a curated record. NCBI's taxonomy places the organism in Eukaryota, Fungi, Ascomycota, Sordariomycetes, Glomerellales, Glomerellaceae.